Camelina sativa (false flax) is the source of this 487-nucleotide messenger RNA. The record is from RefSeq and is a predicted model, not a curated record. NCBI's taxonomy places the organism in Eukaryota, Viridiplantae, Streptophyta, Magnoliopsida, Brassicales, Brassicaceae.
UUUGGUUGUCAACUUCAUCAUUCUCUAAUUUAAUUUGGGACUCAUGAUGGCUGAAAAUUCAUGGACGAGAGAGGAGAACGAGAAGUUCAAGGAUUCACUAGUGGUGUUCUCUGCCUUUUUGCCUACUCGAUUGGAGAAAAUUGCCGAGUAUUUGCAAAAACCGGUGCCUGAUGUUAAGAAGCAUUACGAGGAAAUGGUCAAUGAUCUUUUACGAGGAAUAGCUUUUCCUAAUGAAUUAAAUGAGGCUCAGAGUUCCUACGAGGCAGAGAGAACUAAAUGGUGUAAAGAAACACACGAAUGGUUUCUGAUCGGGUUAAAGCGGUAUGGGAAAGACUGGCGUAAAAUUUCUAUCUUACUGGAUACCAAGAACCCGAUGCAAGUUGCAAUGUAUGCACAUAAGUAUUUCAACUGGCAAAACUCUGAGAAAAAUGUGAUAGAUUCGCCAAGAGCCAACGUGAUGAAACGACGGAGACACAACAGUACAUAA